CGUCUAGAUUUUUAGGUUAACUGGAUAAACAAAUUCACAUUAUAGUAAGGGCCACAGCACCGCUAUGAUCUAAGCAGUUCAGAAAUUAAAGCUAUGGACAUAUAGCAUAGCAUUCGUACAGAUAAUGUUAUGUAGUUUGCUGUAAGAAAACGUUUUACUAGAAGAAUGUUGGUUAUCCGCUUGUUUCGUAGUAAAUGGUGCAAGUUUUCAAAAACACUGGCAGGCAGAUGCUUCAUGCUUUUUGCCUUUGCUGCGUUUGGUCUUUGCAGAUCACCGCCACUUGCAUCGGGCGCUGAAAAUCCCACAAUUACUGAAUACACCUGCAGUUUCGAUAGUGGUCUUUGUGCGGGCUGGAACAUUACCUCCAAUGUCCCCACUGCUUCAUGGACGUCGACAACAACGCAUGGUUUACAGGAUCACAUACACCAGAAUCUGUUCUCGUUUGACGGAACGCAUUUCAUGUAUACUUCGAACGCUGCCCGGACGUGCAAUCGGGAAAUCUGGACGGAACUCCACAGCCGGCAUUUGCCGCAGAAGCUUCAUAACACCAUUUUAAAGCUGUUGGUUAGUUUUUGGUACUUUGUACCCAAGGGAUACGGAACACUCAUGCUGAGCUUUCGGCAUAUCGAUGCCACUAAGCGAGAUAUUCUGCACUGGAUGCUGCGGGGUGAGAUUUUUCAGGGUGUGUCGGACAAUGACAUGCGGUGGUACUCCGCACAAGUGCCAAUUGUUCUGGAAGAGAACGGAUGGCUCGUAUUUCGUUUCGUCUAUGGCCGAAUCAUGGAUGCUUUUGCUAUAGACAAUGUGAUAACUUCUGCCUACGAGUCACUUCCGAGUCCGAACUAUUUUAGCAGUGAACCCAAGUCAAUAUCUUGCGGCUUCGAUACCCAUUUGUGCGGAUGGACAAAAUAUUUUGACUCCGGUUUUAAACUGGAGACAUCCGAGCAAUCCACUUAUCUAGUGGGCCGGCAUAAUGCGAACCUAAUCCAUCCAUUAUUCAGAAAUUACGAAAUGGUAAUAGGAAGCGUUCCUGUACCCUUUCAAGUGACAACGAACGUCGUGUUCAGUUUCCGGUACUAUCUUGGUGGAAAUGGCGUUCAGCAACUGCGCCUGUUUGUUAGCGAAGCUUAUGAUAGCAUGGUUGUGUGGGAAAGGAAACUGCCGAACAGCAUCGGCGAUGCCGAUUUAAGGAAAUGGAUAUCGGUUGAGCUCAGGCUCUGCAUGUCUGUCGGCUCGUCACUGCGUUUUUUAGUAACAACCAAAUUCCGAGGUGCAGAAGUGAGGUUUGAUGAUUUUGUUUACCGGGAAAUGGUGGACGAAAAUGCGUUGUCUCGUACUCCCUGUGGCAGUGUGACCUGCAGUUUCGACCAGUCGCUUUGUGGCUGGAGCGAUCGCGGCGUUUCGUCAAAAUGGAAGCCGCAAAACGUUGCGGAUGCUACGAACUACGCCAAGCCUGGUACAGUUGAUCUUGUGGCGAGCGAAUCACGCACUGACGUGCUCGUCCCGAUUGCUCGCUUGGUCAGUUCUUGCUUCGAUCUUGAAGUAGCGACCAACCUUACCGAUGCUUAUUGGACUGGAGCCACUCAGAUGGAGGGCAAUAGGUUAAUCGUGAAGAUUCUUCAUGCUAAUCGUUCAGAAGAGUUUGUUGGUUUCCUUGCGCGCAACAGGGCCGUCAUUCUGCAGCCCCUGCGUGCCGCUCGAUUAAUCGUCGAGCACGCCUAUCCGACGGGCUCGGCUAGACUGCCACGCAUAAGCUUGCUUAAUGAAAGUGUUUAUGCCAAACCAUCCAGUCAGUGCGCAGAAUAUUUGCCACCGCUGAUAACCAACCUGCCGCAUAUUCCCACUGCCAGUUGUACAUUUGACAGAAACUUGUGCGGUUGGAAUCAACUGAACAGCGAUCAGAAGUUUUACAUUUAUUCGAGUUAUGCAGCGGUAACACCGUAUCAAGGAACCGGUGCCGUUGCUGCUCUUAUGUUGAAAAAGCCGGAAAGCGCUGGCAAAUACCUGUUCGGUCUGGUGUCGCCCAAAAUUCGGGGCAAGGGAAGGGCGCGAUUAUUUUUUGCUUACCGAGCUGACCAAUAUAUCGAGUAUGCAAGUGUGCUAGCAAAACGUGAGGACGGGUCAACAGCGGCGUUUUUAUGGGGCAUCCGUAAACAGGACGAGCCGAGCCGUUCGGAAGUUUGGGAAUUUGUUCGUGCUACCUACUGCAUUAACGGAGAAUACACACUGGAGCUAAGUGCACGGUUCCAGUGAGUCUCAUAGAGUCGAACUGCUUCUUUCAAAUUACCAAUAACGUUUGGUUGAUGGUACUAUUAAGUAAACAGUUAUCUGGAUAAAACAGUUGUUAAGAAAAUGAAAUGACUGCAAAUUUACGAGAAAAGAUUUUACUGGUAAUACAGAUAACUAUGGGUGGGCAAGGUGGAUAGGGUAAACCCGGGGAGGAAAGAAGCUGAAAUCUACAGUAUAAAAAUUCAGUACUUUUCGGCAUGUUUUCGUCAAAGGCAUCAAGUUGUAAUUAAGAGCAAAAACGUGUGGCACGACCUACAGCCGCUUGGAAUUUUUCAAAACGGAUUGCACAUUCUCUUGUUAGUUGUUUAUGCUCUCCAUACUCGUUAUCGGUUUAAUACGAAAUUAUGAUUUUCGCAUAAAUCGAAUCAUGAAUAUGAGUGUGCCUUAUAUAACUCAUAACAGCAGUCGCGGUGAAUGCGGUUGUAGGGCGCAGUCGCGCAGACAGGCUGUCGCUAGCGCGCUUCCUGCCUGGCCUCUAUAUAUACAGAGUACAUGCCCGAUUCAAACCACAUUUAUGCUACUUUACUCGACUCAGAUGUUUUUGAGAACCUUAAAAACACAAAUUGCAGAUUCAGAAUCAGAUUCAAAUUUUGCUAUGGCUUUCUGUCUGUAAAUGUUUGUAGCUCAUAUGGAUCGUCCGAAAAUCACUGCCACACGUUUACAACUUGAUGGCCGUUUUGGCCAUUGUAUUUCUUAUGUCUUUCGAAAAACGUUAACGAGCUGUGACGGCAAAAAAGCACUGAAUUUUUCGCCAACGGGUUUCAUCACCAGGUUACCCUAUCCACGUUUCUGUGGUUAUCGAUGAUGCACCGCCAGAAACACGUCACAAGUAAAUGAUUGGAAAGUAAUGCGGACACUU
This is a messenger RNA of Paramacrobiotus metropolitanus, 3148 nucleotides long. RefSeq lists its product as uncharacterized. NCBI's taxonomy places the organism in Eukaryota, Metazoa, Tardigrada, Eutardigrada, Parachela, Macrobiotidae. Gene Ontology annotation, cellular component: membrane. The coding region runs from base 166 to 2253 and encodes 695 amino acids. The transcript is spliced from 4 exons. The record is from RefSeq and is a predicted model, not a curated record.